Mangifera indica (mango) is the source of this 3115-nucleotide messenger RNA. RefSeq lists its product as uncharacterized. The transcript has 6 exons. The coding region runs from base 1 to 2823 and encodes 940 amino acids. The record is from RefSeq and is a predicted model, not a curated record. Lineage: Eukaryota; Viridiplantae; Streptophyta; Magnoliopsida; Sapindales; Anacardiaceae.
AUGGGUAUUAAUGCGAAGACUAUUCAAGAUUUUGUAAGGGGGCUUAUCACAUUUUCCAUGGAUGCUUGCCGUAAAUGUGUAGAAAAACACCCUGUUGUUUUUGGUGUUGUGUUAGGAUUCUUCCUUCUCUUUUCUCUAAUUCCUUCUCUUUUCUACUUUCUGUUAUACACUUCUCCAGUUGUUUUCUGCAUUGUUGUUUCUAUCAAAAUUUAUUCGAAAACCCAAAAUUGCAAACUCCAACAUGUUAAUGUCAAAAGGGUUGAAGAGAAAUCAUUUGUAGAAUCCAAAUCUCCUGAGACUCCUCCUCAUGUUGUCAGUAGAAAUGGGGACAAGACGAUGAUACAUAGUCGAAGAAGAAAUUUCAAAGACAAGAAUAGAGAAUGUGAUGCAGAAGCUGGUGAUAAGGAGCGAAAAAGCAGAAAUCAUAUCGAGGAUUUAAUUGCUGAAGACCAGAAACUAGUCAUGGAGGGGAGAGAACUUUACAACCAAAAUGCAGCUACGGCUGAAAUUAUCCAAGCACCAGAAGACUUGUCUAAUGAAACCAGCUUGAUUGAGGAGAAAGAAAGUAGUUGUUUGGAUCGCGGAGAAAGUUCAAUGAUUGAUCUAACAGACAAAGAAUUGUUUAACCAGUCUGAAAAUAUUGGUAUUGGUGGUGGCGAGUUGGAGGUGCAAAGCUCAUCAGCCUCAUCUGAUGAUGCAGAAGAUGAAGCAGCAGCACAACAGGAGACGAAUAAAGCUGUGGAAUGGACAGCAGAUGAUCAACAGAAUCUUAUGGAUCUUGGAGAUUCAGAGAUAGAAAGAAACAGAAGACUGGAAAGUCUUAUUGCAAGAAGAAGAGCGAGGAAAUUAUUCAGGAUGGCGCUUGAGAAAAGAGCUCUAGAUCCAGGUUGUGGUUCUCAAGCUCAUAUUCCUCCAAUUUCUAUAUUGAGAAGCACCGUUCUGAAUGGCCCUGGCGAUGAAUCUUUUGAAGGUCUUCAUACACCAGGCUCGGCACCUUCUGUGCUGCCAUCAAGAAAUCCGUUUGACAUUCCCUAUGAUCCAUCAGAAGAGAAACCAAAUCUCAUGUCGGACAGUUUCCAGCAAGAAUUCUCACCAGCUCACCAGAACGAUAUGUUCUUUCCCAAAUAUGAGGGCUUGUGCUAUGGACCUUCUUUCUCAGUGGAACCCCAGAAGGACCAUAACAAUUCAAAGUUCUUUUUAUACACCUAUGAGAAGAAGCCUGAAGAAAAACCGAGAUUCUCCAGGUUCAGAACCUUUUCAGAUAUCAGUGCUCAUGACCAGCUAAUUGAUAACUACUUGUGCCAAGGUCAAGCCUUGUUCCGGAUGUCAAACGCAACAAAUCCUGCGGAUAAUGGUAGCCAGGCUUCCAAAAUAACAAAAAAGGCACAGGAAAUCAAAGAAGGUAACAGAGAACCUAGCAAUGGCGUAAGAGGGAUCAAAGAAAAGACGGCACCUGAUGAAGUCAGUGAAUUUAGUUUCCAUGGAAACCCUCCUACACUUCCAGAAAUUUUAGAACCACAAACGGGUAAUUUUCCUCAAAAGCUCAGUGAUUGUGUCCAAAACUCUCUCACCUUUUCAACUCCUGAAAACAUAGCUUAUAGUGGAACUGCAUAUGAUUCCGGUCCAUCAGCAGUUGACAAGCCGAAAAUGGAAAACCGUUUCUUUUUACGGGAUAAGAUGCCUUGUCAUAGUCCUGUCUGUUCCAUAGCUUCUGAUUUGCAGGUGGAGGUCUCAGAACCAGGCUCCCCUACUUUGCCAAUAGAUAGCGCCAUGUCUGAAAUAGAAUCCUCAUAUGAUGAAGACAUGGAAAAGGAGACGGCAUAUGGCAGUGAAGAUGAAUCGAGAUCAAGAGAACUUUCAGAUGCAUUGCCACCUAAAAUUCCACAAAAACAUGUGCACCCAAUAAAAGAUUCAGUGGUUCACCAGCCAGAUGGAGUUCAUUACGAGAAGCCACAGGAAUUAUCUAACCCUCCUGAGAAGUCAGCAACAGAAGUGAAUGCUGUCUGUAAUGCCGAUGAUCAAGUAGUCCAUCUGAAGAAUGAUCACCCAUCAACUAGUAGCAGUACCGGAUUAUCAGAGGAACUAUCUGUUGAAGUUGUUGAAGGUAAAUCAGAACCAGUGAUCAGUCCUGUGGCUACUGUAAAAUCAAAAGAUGCUGAAGAAACUGAUAAAGGAUUUGUUCGUCAUAUUGAAGGAAAAUCUCGAACUGUGCCUGAAUGCAGAGCAGGCAUUAGCUCAUUAGAACCAGAAGAGAAAAUUGCAAAUUCUGAUUUCCCUGGAGCUAAAGUUAAAGAAGAGGAAACCUCAAAUUGUUCAGAAAAACCCACCACAGAAGCCAACAACAUCAGUGAUCCACCAGUUACUAAGAAAGAAGAUAAGGAAGAGUUGACAGCUGCUGAAACUGCUUUACAAGAGAAGUCUACAGACUCAGUUAAGGCUAUAGCUGAAGGUGAUACAAGGUACAAUAUGAAAGAAACAGAAACAGAAGCCAACGACAGCAUGAGCAACAAUAAUAAAGAGAAUUUCUUAGACCAACUGCAAACAAGCAAGAUUAGGACUCAAUUUGAUAUCUUACAGAAUGCCAAUGAAACUGUAGGCAAUGAGGUGAGCAGCAUGAACAGCUUGAUUGAUCAAGAACAAAUUGCAGGACAACCAAAUCCAGUUAAGCCUCCAACAGAAGUUGAUGUGAUGCACAACAUGAGUGAAACGCUUCAAAAUGAAAUGAAUAAAAAGAAAAGCUUGACUGAUCAAGAGCAUGUUUCAGACCAACCAAAUCCAGCUAAGGCUACAGCUGAGGUUAGUCACCGAGAUGACCAACAAUAAAAGCUUGAUUAAUCAAGGGAUUGUUCAGACCAACCAAUGUCAAAGCCAAUAGAAUCUGAUGUCAAGGUUCCAAACAAAGUAACAGAUACAACAAUACACAUUGGUUUGGCAGUUGAAGAGAAAUUCAUAUUUAGUUCACAGCAUCCAGAGUUGAAUGUUCUGUUAGGCAUUGUAAUGUAGAAGAGGUUUUUCCUUGUUUCCUUUCCUUUCAAUUCAAUUAACAAUAUGGAAAAAUUGGGGAUUCCUCAGUUUUAGUUUCUUAAUUGUUACCAUUAGCUCUUUUAGGCAUCAA